Molecule: messenger RNA, 2950 nt
Organism: Ziziphus jujuba (common jujube)
Lineage: Eukaryota; Viridiplantae; Streptophyta; Magnoliopsida; Rosales; Rhamnaceae
Product: zinc finger CCCH domain-containing protein 66
Exons: 2
Coding region: 312-2438 (708 amino acids)
Molecular function (GO): protein binding; metal ion binding
Source: RefSeq, a predicted model, not a curated record
AGAAAAAAGGAAAAAAAAAGUGGAAAAAUAAAUCGAAAUUGAAAAAGUAGAAAGAAAUUAUAAAAUAAAAAUAAAAAAGUUUUUGGAGGAGAGAGGACGAAGGAGGCUGAGAGGCAGCUUCAAAGGCUCGACUUUUUGACCCGAAAGAGGGAGAAAAAAAUAAACCCAUAAAGGGGAGGGAAGAGAUAAGUCUGUCUAAGCUCUUGGGUCGUCUUAUAGUUCAAAAAAAGCUUUUGUGAGGUGCAGGCUUUGAGUUCUGGUUUUCUUUCUCAGUUUUUGUGUUGUAAGGAUCCAAACAGAAGCAGCUUUCCAUGUGCAGUGGUCCGAAGAGGAAACCUGCUUCCCCUGGUUUGAUCAUGGAAGGUGAAUUGGAGAAACAAGAAGGUUUGCGUUAUAAUUUUUCGGUUUUGCUCGAACUAUCUGCCUCAGAUGACCUUAAUGGCUUCAAAAGUGCCGUUGAAGAAGAGGGUCUUGAUAUUGAUGAGGCAACUUUUUGGUAUGGGAGGAGAAUUGGCUCAAAGAAACUGGGUUUCGAACAGAGGACUCCCCUUAUGAUUGCUGCUAUGUUCGGAAGCAAAGGUGUUCUUAACUAUAUUCUUGAAAAGGAUGUUGUCGAUGUUAACAGGGUUUGUGGUUCGGAUGGGGCGACGGCUCUCCAUUGCGCAGCUGCCGGCGGCUCUGCUGCUUCUGUUGAGGUUGUCAAGCUCUUGCUUGCUGCUUCUGCCAAUCUGAAUGCUGUCGAUUCUAAUGGAAAUCGACCCGGUGAUGUGAUUGCUCCCUCUUCUAGGCCAGCCUUCAAUCCUAGAAAGAAAGGCUUGGAAAUAAUGCUGAAGGGCACCAGCAGUGUUGAGGAAACUUUUGGUUUGUCGGAACAGAUUGUUCAGGAAUCAGAGGUGCAUGAACAGCAAGAGAUUCCAACACCUCGGUUCUCCAAAGAUGGGGUUGAGAAGAAAGAGUAUCCUAUUGAUCUCUCUCUUCCGGACAUUAAGAAUGGGAUUUAUAGCACAGAUGAGUUUAGGAUGUAUACUUUCAAGGUCAAGCCCUGUUCAAGGGCUUAUUCGCAUGACUGGACUGAGUGCCCAUUUGUACACCCUGGGGAAAAUGCAAGGCGGCGUGAUCCAAGGAAAUAUAACUACAGCUGUGUCCCUUGCCCAGAGUUCAGAAAGGGGUCCACCUGUAGCAAGGGAGAUGAUUGUGAGUAUGCACAUGGUAUUUUUGAGUGUUGGCUCCAUCCUGCUCAAUAUCGUACACGACUCUGCAAGGACGAGACGGGGUGCACCAGAAGGGUCUGUUUCUUUGCUCACAAACCAGAAGAGCUUCGCCCCUUGUAUCCCUCAACAGGUUCUGCAGUGCCUUCUCCCAGAUCAUUUUCUGCUUGUGCUUCAUCUCUGGACAUGGGUUCAAUCAGCCCACUUGCUCUUGGUUCUCCAUCUAUCUUGAUGCCUGCUACAUCAACUCCACCCAUGACACCUACAGGAGCCUCCUCUCCUAUGGGUGGAAACAUGUGGCAGAGCCAAUCUAACCUUGCACCCCCUACCUUGCAGCUUCCAGGUAGCAGGUUGAAAGCUGCCCUCAGCGCUAGAGAUAUGGAUUUAGACAUGGAGUUACUUGGCAUGGAAACUCAUCGGCGCAGGCAGCAGCAGCAAUUGAUGGAUGAGAUGUCUGGUCUCUCAUCGCCGUCUAGCUGGAAUAAUGGCUUGUCUUCCGCUUCUGCUUUUGCUGCAUCUGCAGAUAGAAGUGGGGAAUUCAGUAGGAUUGGCAUGAAGCCUACUAACCUUGACGAUAUUUUUGGAUCUGUUGAUCCGCCAAUUUUGCCUCAAUUACAGGGACUUUCACUGGAUACCACAGCAUCCCAGUUGCAGUCUCCAAACGGGGUUCAUAUGCGCCAAAACAUGAACCAGCUCCGCUCAAGCUACCCAACCAGCCUCUCAUCCCCUCCUGCGAGGGCUCCUUCUUUUGGGGUUGACACAACUGGUGCAACAGCAGCUGCAGUUUUAAAUUCCAGGUCAGCUGCCUUCGCAAAGCGGAGCCAGAGUUUCAUUGAGCGUAGUGCUGUAAACCGUCAUACUGGGUUUUCCUCACCUGCUGGUUCAGCUAGUAUGGCAACUUCUAACCUGUCGGAUUGGGGCUCUCCUGAUGGCAAAUUGGACUGGGGUAUCCAGGGUGAGGAACUGAGCAAGCUAAGGAAAACUGCCUCUUUUGGAUUGCGCAGCAGUGGCAACAGUUACGCUGCUGCAGCUGCAUCCUCAAUGCCAACAACUGUGGAUGAACCGGAUGUUUCUUGGGUUCAAUCCCUGGUGAAAGACGCCCCACCUGCGAAACCUGGGCAAAUUGGUUUCGAGGAGCAGCAGCAGUGUCAUCUUGACACUGCAGCUUCAGAGAUGCUCCCGGCCUGGGUGGAGCAGCUGUACAUGGAGCAGGAGCAGAUGGUGGCGUAAUACCGCAGAGCCAGUAAAAUUAUAGCUCUGCUUAACAUUUAACUAUUAUUUUUUCUAUGCCAUUUUUUGAAUUUUUAUUGAUAUUCAUCAUAUUUAGGUUGAAGAAAUGGAGGGAAGGAGGAAAAAAAAAAAAAAAAAAAAAAAGAAGGAAAGUCCUAGUGAGGGGGAAAACAAAAUAGAGGAAGUUGGGCAGGAGAAAAGGUUUCUGCUCAUUCUGUUACUUAGGUUCAUAAGAAUAAUAGGCUUUAGUUAAUAUAUAUAUAUAUUUUUUUCUCUCUCUUUGAAUUUGGUCUUCGUAUUCGUUGGAGUUCUUAAUUCGCAUUGCUAGUAAAGACUGAUGCCGGAGAUGGUCUUCUUACGAAUGGAGCCUGAGAUGUUGAUUAUUAUGUUAUAGUUCUCCAAUUUCCAUUUGCUAAGUCAAAAUUGGAGGUGUACCAACUUAUUUGUUUUCCAUUUUGUUGGUUGUUCAUAUACAAUAUAUAUCAAUUAAUCAUAUUUAUUUAUUUCGAUAA